AUGGGAAGCGCUAGGAGGCUUGCUUUGUUUUAUUUGUUUUGCAUUCAAAUCCUUGGCAAAGGAGGCGGUGGUUUCGGCAAGGGUGCUGGCAUUGGGGCUGGAGUCAGAGGAGGAGCUGCGGGUGUAGGUGCAGGAAUUGGAAAAGGUGGGGGAGCUGUCGGGGGCUUUGGAAAAGGAGGAGGAGGCAUUGGCAAGGGAGCUGGUGUUGGAGGUGGAGCUGGUGUUGGGUUCGAAAAAGGCGGUAGUGCUGAUGCUGGUGGAAAAGGCGGCGGAGGGGGCUUUGGAAAAGGUGUUGUAGGCGGAGGAGCUGGUGGUGGAUUUGGACAUAUGGGUUCAAGAAAUGGAAGUGGUGCUGGCGGUGGCUUCGGAAAGGGUGGUGGAGUUGGUGGCGGUCCUGAUAAUGUACUAUUUCUGGAGUGUUAUUUUGUUCAAUUUAUCCUGUGGCUGGACAAACUUUUAGCGCAGGAUUAUAGUGGAUCAUCUUUGGACAAGGUAAAAGGUUUGAAAGGUUGA
This is a messenger RNA of Prunus armeniaca (apricot), 513 nucleotides long. The record is from the annotation of a GenBank genome assembly. Lineage: Eukaryota; Viridiplantae; Streptophyta; Magnoliopsida; Rosales; Rosaceae.